Molecule: messenger RNA, 1308 nt
Organism: Echinostoma caproni
Lineage: Eukaryota; Metazoa; Platyhelminthes; Trematoda; Plagiorchiida; Echinostomatidae
Source: the annotation of a GenBank genome assembly
AUGAACGAACCGGCGAGUUUCUACGCAGGGUCUCUCUCUGGCUGUCCAAGCGGCAACAAACUAGACAAUCCCCCAUACAUACCACUCAUUUUGGAUCGGUCGCUCUACUCCAAGACAGUUUGUCCAUCCGCGUUGCAUUACAACAAUACUCCCCAUUAUAAUCGACAUAAUUUGUACGGAUACGAUCACGCUCGAGUCACACGAAAGGUGCUCAGUCGCAUGUUCCCCACAAGACGCCCAUUUGUUCUUAGUCGGUCCACUUUCGCCGGGUCCGGACGCUACACUAUCCACUGGACCGGCGAUAACUUGUCCAGUUGGGCUGAUAUGCGCGCCUCGAUUGCUCAGAUGAUCAAUUUCAACAUCUACGGAAUUCCUAUGGUUGGAGCGGAUAUUUGUGGUUUCCGUGGAGAUGCGACCGAAGAGUUGUGCGUUCGUUGGAGCCAGCUAGGUGCAUUCUAUCCGUUCUCACGCAACCACAACGCUCUCGCUUCACGACCACAAGAUCCGGCUGCUUGGAGUGCGAAUGCCACUGCGGCCAUCCGUGCAGCUCUCAAUACUCGCUAUCACUUGUUGCCGUAUAUGUACACGUUGUUUUUCCGAGCCCAUUUGAACGGAACCACUGUGGCCCGCGCACUAGCAUUCGAGUUUCCCGAGGAUCUAUCCACACAUCGAAUAAGCACACAGUUCAUGCUUGGAUCAUGUCUUCUCAUCAAUCCGGUUGUUGAAGAAGGUCGCACAAAUGUGGAGGCAUAUGUGCCUGCGGGUGAAUGGGUUGACCUGACCAGCGCAACACGAAUUGUCAGUACAGGUCAUAUGCGAAAUUUCAAAGCUCCUUUGCAUGUGAUUCCUAUCCUAGUUCGUGGUGGUUGUGUGUUGCCGCUUCAGUCAUCUGUUAAUGUUACCAGUUUCGCACGUAAAGAUGGAUUGAGUUUGUUUGUGGUCUUGUCUACCGUGGAUGAUGGAAGUGAAGAGGCCGGUCGCAAGAGUUAUGCUUCGGGUGAAUUGUUCUGGGAUGAUGGCGAAUCUGAGCCAUUGAACUACGUUCACGCGCAGUUUGAGUUACGAGAUCGUGUUCUGCGUUUGAGAGCCACCAUGUCCCAUCAGGAUACACAAAUGAGGCUAGAUCCAAAAGAGACUGCUUUGAAACGUGUCUUGUUGGUUGGUCUGGAAAAGUCACCUGAAUCGGUUUUCAUAAACAGUACUGAGUUGAAAUUCCGUUUCGAUGAUAUACUAAAAACCAUGGUGAUCGAUCUGCCGAACUUCACCACGAUUGCCAGCGAUAUUCAAAUUGUCUAUAGAUUCAAAUGA